Messenger RNA from Trichoderma harzianum CBS 226.95, 691 nucleotides. RefSeq lists its product as hypothetical. The transcript is spliced from 2 exons. The record is from RefSeq and is a predicted model, not a curated record. NCBI's taxonomy places the organism in Eukaryota, Fungi, Ascomycota, Sordariomycetes, Hypocreales, Hypocreaceae. The coding region runs from base 154 to 549 and encodes 131 amino acids.
UACUUCCACCAUUCUAUGCACGCACUUCGCCCCCGCAAAGUUGCCGAGCUCAUCGCCGCCGAUGGCUUUUGCUGACUCCGACUCUUAUCUGGAUGGAUGACGAAAAGGUGAGAGCGAUGAUGCCGAAUAGCGAAUGCUCACUUGCUGUGAACGAUGACGAGUAGUGCUUUGUAUCGUAUGUCUGGUCCCCAUACCCGUAAGAGUAUCCGUCUUCCGUAUCUGUGCUCCGUAUCCGGACUCCGUAUUACCAGGCCAAGUCCUCGCUUGGGAGUAAGCAAACCUGGUACAAUAGACAUCGUGAACCAAACGGCCAAUCCAACACCCCAAUUGGCUCUCUUUGUAUCCUUCUGCUUGCUUACCUUGUCCUCACGCCAUGUCCCUUCCAAGCGAAUGCCGCCGCCAAGUGGGCCAUGGUCGAUGCCAAAGCAAAAGCCAAGCCUGCCAUGUAGCAUAGACAGGCAAUCACAUGCAGUCACAUGCAAUCACAACACAAGCACAGCACAAAGGGGGAUUGGGAUUGUUGAGCACAACAUCUUGUUUGUAAUCUAGGCAAUUUCAUUUAUGCCUGAUCUCUCUCUUUGUGUAGUAGUAGUACCAGAAUGCCCCCGUGAAAGACGUAUAACAAAGCGGGAGAAGAAGAAAAACCUCCCGUAGGAAAAAUGAAACACAAAGUAGAGGAGAAAACCGUAGU